GAAAUUAACCAACUUCCUGUUUUGUAGACGAUCAACGACCUUACGAACUUAUCUAAAAAUAUUAAUGACUCUGGUGUUUUUAAAAUUGUUUGCAUAUAUAAACGCGAAUAAUGUAAUCUCAUAUAUUUAAGAAAGUGAUCAGCACUAUUUAUAUCAGUAUGCACUGUUUGUAAAUCGUGAACAAGUCGCACGUGGUCGGAAUCAUCAAUGUUGCAUUAGAUAAACUUAGAGGUUAUCGAUCCAGCACCAUGCCUGGUACAGUUUCACAGGAGCCAUGGCCAACAGAUGUAGGAAUCAUUGCCAUGGAAGUCUAUUUUCCAUCACAAUAUGUAGACCAGGCUGAACUUGAAGUUUUUGAUAAUGUAUCGACAGGAAAAUACACCAUUGGUUUAGGACAGUCAAAAAUGGGAUUUUGUUCAGAUAGAGAAGAUAUUAAUUCACUUUGUUUAACUGUUGUUCAAAAACUUGUAGAGAAAAAUCAGCUCUCAUAUAAUGACAUAGGACGAUUGGAAGUAGGAACAGAAACUAUUAUUGAUAAAUCAAAGAGCACAAAGACUGUAUUAAUGCAGCUGUUUGAAAGCAGUGGUAAUCACAGUGUGGAAGGGUUAGACACAACAAAUGCCUGUUUUGGAGGAACUUCUGCACUAUUUAAUGCAAUAAAUUGGAUUGAAUCCAGUUCCUGGGAUGGGAGGUAUGCUUUGGUUGUAGCUGGUGAUAUUGCAGUGUAUGCCACUGGCAAUGCCCGCUGUACAGGUGGUGCUGGGGCAGUAGCCAUGCUGAUUGGGAAGGAUGCCCCACUUGUCUUUGAUAGAGGAGUGAGAAGCAUUUAUAUGCAGCAUGCGUAUGAUUUUUACAAACCCAACAUGGACUCCGAGUAUCCAGUGGUGGAUGGCAAGUUAUCUGUGAAGUGCUACCUGCAUGCCCUGGACAAGUGUUACCAGGCUUAUACUGAAAAAGCAAUACAGACCGGAAUUAUUGGGGAAAAUGCUAGUCUAAUAGAUUCUGCUGAUGCCUUUGUCUUUCAUUCACCAUAUUGUAAACUGGUGCAGAAAUCGUUUGCAAGAGUUUUCCUCAAUGAUUUCCUUAAAGAGCCUUCUCCAGAUUUCUCUGGAAGAUAUGCUGGGUUGGAGUCUUUCAGGAACCUGAAGUUAGAGGACAGUUACUUUGACCGUGAUGCUGAGAAAGCCUUCAUGGCAGCCAGUAACUCAAUAUUUACAAAUAAAACCAAACCUUCCUUACUCCUAGCUAAUCAAGUGGGGAACAUGUACACACCCUCCUUGUAUGGGGGACUAGUUUCCUACCUAUUAAGUGUUUCACCAGCAGAACUAGUUGGACAUAGAGUUGUGUUAUUUUCUUAUGGCUCAGGAUUGGCAUCCGCCAUGUUCUCUCUGAGAAUAACCAAAGACUUGGGACCAAAAUUUCAUAAACUCUUAGAAAAUCUCUCUUAUGUUAAAAAAGAUUUACAUGACAGAGUAAAAGUGUCUCCAGAAGAAUUUGAUAAAACCAUGAAACUUAGAGAAGAAACCCAUAAUAAAGCUCCCUACGCUCCCAUUGGAUCCACCAAAGAGUUGUUUCCUGGGACCUGGUACCUUACAGAGGUUGACAGCAUGUAUAGGAGAACGUAUGAUAGAGUGCCUUUAGUUCAGAUUCCCAAUGGAAAUGUCAAACACUCAGCUGAUGUAAAGUGAUAUUUGAGACUCACUCUAAGUAGAUUUAUCUAUUACAUUAAGAAUGCAUGAAUUUACUAGUAAAGCAUUUUUUUUUAUUCCUAUAUUGCUUAUUUUUUAUUUACAAGAAUUUUGUAUACAUGUAUUUAUAUUAUGUCUUGAAAAUGAAGGAAUUACUUUGAAUCAUCAAAU
Messenger RNA from Saccostrea echinata, 1859 nucleotides. RefSeq names its product hydroxymethylglutaryl-CoA synthase 1-like. The transcript is spliced from 9 exons. Gene Ontology annotation, biological process: acetyl-CoA metabolic process. Gene Ontology annotation, molecular function: hydroxymethylglutaryl-CoA synthase activity. The record is from RefSeq and is a predicted model, not a curated record. Bases 249 to 1688 code for a protein of 479 amino acids. NCBI's taxonomy places the organism in Eukaryota, Metazoa, Mollusca, Bivalvia, Ostreida, Ostreidae.